AUGUCAUCGACAAAUCCUGAUCAAGAUCCUUCUCCAUCAAGGGAAAGUGUGACGACUACAAGAACUAUUGAGACUACAGACCCGAAUACUACUAUAAUAGAACAUAUAAUCGAGGAAACUGAAAUCAUCGAAACUAUUGUUGAGACAGAGGAACUUCCCGAAACAAAAUCAGAAUCUGAGACUGAGUCAAUAUCUUCUUUCAAUACUACUACUAAUCAACAGCAAAACUUGAUAGCUAAAACCAGUUCUUCAGCUGACAUCAGUUCUUCUGACGUAAAUACCACAAUUGUUGAAAAGGAACCGAUUCAAAUUAUGGAAAUUACUCCUAAAGUCAGCGAAGAAGUUUCUCAUACUACAAGAGCACCAAAGAAAGAUAUCACAGAGAUAGAGCCAGUCGAAAAAAAUAUUACACAAGAAGACUAUUCUGAUCAUGAAAUAGUCAAUAAUACACAAGAAGUCUCUCCUCAACCUACAAAAAUUCAAUUUAUCGCUUUAGAAAAACCUGAACGUACAAAAACUAUUGAACCUCCUCCAAAUAAUGCAAUAAAAGUUCAAGCUCCCCCCAAAGUGAUCGAAAAUGAAGACGAUAAAAAAGAUGUCAAGAGUGUUGAUAUCAACGAGCAUCUUCUCACAGCUGAUGAAGUGGCAGAUCGAUACAAAGUUACGAUCAAUACUUCGAAACCUUUGGAAUCUCGUGGGCUUGACUCGAAACGAGUUGCCGAUUUAUUAAAACAGAAUGGUCAAAAUAUUCUAACGCCACCCAAAAAAAAGUCAGCAAUCUUUAAAUAUUUGGAAUGUUUGUCUACCCUAUUUAAUGUUUUAUUAAUCAUCGCUGGCAUUCUAAUGUAUAUUGUGCUGGCUGUGGAUUAUGAAAAUAAUAAAGCAAAUAUUUAUAUUGGGGCAAUUUUAAUUGGUGUAGCGUUGCUUAAUGCUUUUAUCGAAUUCUAUCAACUUCAAAAAUCCGCUGCCAUUCUCGAGUCGUUCUUGAGCUUAAUACCGCAAAAAUGUAGGGUGCUUCGUGAAGGGAAACUAAAUCAAAUUCAAGCAGCCGAUCUUGUAGUUGGUGAUAUUGUAUCUGUGGGGAUGGGCGAUAAAAUACCAGCAGAUUUAUAUUUAUUUUCAGCAACUGAUAUGAAAGUCGAUAAUUCAUCUUUAACUGGUGAAGCCGAUCCUCAAGAACGCACUCCUCAUAACAGUCAUAAGAAUCCUUUAGAAGCGACAAAUCUAUGUUUUUACGGUACUUUAUGUGUAUCAGGUGAAGGCUAUGGAAUAGUUAUUCGUGGCGGUGAUCAUACUGUAUUGGGUCAAAUUGCUGGUCUCACCGCCGGUGAAGAAAAGAGCCAAUCACCAUUAUCUGAGGAAAUUGAUAAUUUCGUCAAAAUCAUUGCUACCAUUGCAAUUGUUACUUCUGUCGUGUUCUUUUUAGUUGGCUUAAAAGUUUAUGAUGGUAGCAUUUCAUUGACUCUAAGUUUUGCCAUCUCAAUUCUUGUUGCUUGGGUUCCACAAGGAUUGCCGGCGACUGUUACUGUAUUGCUUGCUAUCGCCGCCAAAAAAAUGGCUGCUCAAAAUGUACUAGUAAAGGAUCUUCAAGGUGUAGAGACACUCGGCGCCAUUACUCUUUUGGCAACCGAUAAAACAGGAACUCUCACUCGAAACCAAAUGACCGUCACUUAUAUCUGGUCAUCACUUAACAUCUACUCAGCUUCGCGUGGUGCACAAAAUGAUCCAAAUAUUGCUUUCGAUUUAGAUGCACCCGGAAUCCAAGAAGUUAUUCAUAUUUCUUCCUUAUGUUCUCGAGUAAAGUUCGAUAGAACUGAUGUUCCAUUUAAUGAACGCCAAAUUCUCGGUGAUGCAACUGAAACAGGUUUAAUAAGAUUUGCCGCUCAAAACCUUGACGAUUUUGAUGCACUUAUUACUGCAUAUCCUAAAGUAUUUGAAAUUCCAUUCAACUCGGAAACAAAAUGGGCACUUACAAUUCAUACUAAACCACAUGAUAAUGGUGAUUUAACGUUGUAUAUCAAAGGUGCUCCUGAACGUGUUUUAAAACUAUGCACCACAAUUCUUUUCGAGAAUAAAGCAACCCCAUUGACUGAUGAACAUAAAGAAAAAUACAAUGAAAUAUAUGAGUUCAUGGCAUCCAAAGGACACCGUGUACUUGCAUUUGCACAACUUCUUUUACCUCGAUCACAAUAUCCAGAAAAUUAUCAAUUCAAAAAAGAAGAAAAAAAUUUUCCACUGGAUGGAUUUUGUUUUGUUGGAUUAGUAUCUCUCGAGGAUCCUCCAAAACAUGGUGUUCGUGAAGCUAUUGGAAAAUGUCGUACAGCAGGAAUUCGUGUUAUGAUGGUAACUGGUGAUCAUCCUUUAACUGCUGAGGCGAUUGGCCGCAAGAUAAAUUUAAUGUUGUCUGAUACUAAAGAAUUAGUAGCAAAACACACUGGCCGUCCGAUUGAAUCAAUACAAGAAGAUGAAUAUAAUGCAAUUGUAAUCCACGGGGAACAAAUUGACACUUUAACUGAUGAACAAUGGGACAAUAUAUUCGCAAAGAAUGAAAUUAUUUUUGCACGAACUUCACCAAAACAUAAACUUGAAAUUGUCAAACGUGCCCAAUCAAUGGGUCAUAUUGUCGGUGUAACUGGUGACGGUGUCAAUGAUUCCCCGGCAUUGAAAAAGGCUAAUUUGGGUAUAGCCAUGAAUCAAUCUGGAUCCGAUGUAUCGAAAGAAGCAGCUGCUAUGAUUUUAUUGGAUGAUAAUUUUGCUUCUACUGUUCAAGGCAUUGCAGAAGGACGUCUUAUUUUCACAAAUUUGAAAAAAUCAAUUCGAUAUACAAUUUCACAUUCCACACCCGAAGUCUUUGUGACUUUACUAUAUGUUCUUAUUCCAAUUCCUCUACCAUUACCACCUCUUCUCAUUUUAGUUAUUGAUUUGGGCUUCGAAUUAUUUAUUGCACUUUCUUAUGCGUGGGAUAAACCAGAGAGCGAGACUGGACUUAUGAAAUUACCACCUCGAAAGCCAGUAACUCCCACAACUAUUAAUCGAUUUCGACGUCUGGCCCUGGAACGUACUCCAACUGUCAUAGAUCCGGGAACUGGAAAACCGAUUGUUCCGUCGAGAAUAUCAAGGUUCCUGCAUAGUAUAAAGAAAUUGUUUAACUUGCGAUGGUGGGCUAAUAAGUUUGAGAGCACAGAAGGUGAAGUUUUGGUUGAUGGUGAACUCUUGAGUUGGGCAUAUCUCGAAAUUGGUGUGAUUGAGGCCAUUUGCAGUAUACUCGCUUUCUUUGUCGUACUCAAUCAUCAUCAUAUCACUCCUUAUGAUGCACGUCAAAUGCAAACACGUGGAAGUUACUUUAAGGAUGAUUCAGAACCCUAUUCAACUGCCAAUGGCUACGUGGUUACAGGGCCCAAACAAAAAGAAGCAUUAGGUCAAGCUGCUGCCAUUGUAUACCUUUCCAUUAUGAUUCAACAAAUGUUCAACUUAUUUGCCGUUAAAGGCAGAUAUCGACUUCCUUUCGGUAAAUUUAUUUUCUCAAAUCCCCGUAAUUUUGCUGGUAUACUAUUUGGUGCGAUUUUAGCCAUGUGCAUUGUAUACAUUCCUCCAUUUAAUGAGCCAUUUGGUACACAUUAUAAACUCAGUCCAAUAUUUUGGCUGAUACCUUUUGGCUUUGGCAUUUUCAUUUUGAUAUAUGCCUGCAUUCGAAUACUGGUACUGCGGAGGGGACGACCAGUUCAUUGGAAUCCCGAAAUUCAAGGCUUACAAAUGUAUCCCACUGUACGCUCGGUGGAAAGAAAAGCAUAA
Molecule: messenger RNA, 3792 nt
Organism: Ambispora gerdemannii
Lineage: Eukaryota; Fungi; Glomeromycota; Glomeromycetes; Archaeosporales; Ambisporaceae
Source: the annotation of a GenBank genome assembly